AUAUACCCUGCGUAAUGCAUAGCGACAGGGCAUAAGCACAACCAAGAUAAGCCAAAACAAAACAAAAGUGAGGUUAUGCUUUGCAUUGGGCGGCUCCUACGCUACGUUUAAAAGCACAGGCACAUCGACUGCAGGUGCAUUCAGUGAAGAACCAUCGGACAAAUAAAAUAAAGUUGACAACAAGUGAAUACACAUUGAGAAUGCUAAAAAUAUGCUUUUGGCUGAUUUGCUGUGCCGCGGUGUGCAUGGCCGUCUUGCCCUCCGGUUGGAGCUACAAGAAGCCAAGCUCAACCACAACCACGACCAGCACCAGCCCCAAGACGACUUCCGCUCGAGGCUUUAGCACAAAGCCGUCUUUCACCACAGUUGCCACGACCAAACAAAUGAGGUCUGCCGUCACGACACAAUCGAGCGGAUCGGGUUCCCUGUUACCAAUGGUGAUCAAUACAUGGAACUUCAGAGACGCAAAUGCGCUGGCCUGGCGCAUACUCAAGCAGUCGGAGGGCGGUCUGAGGCAGACACGAAACGCCGUCGUGGAGGGCUGCACCAAGUGCGAGCAGAUGCAAUGCGAUGGCACCGUCGGCUACGGUGGUUCGCCGGAUGAGCUGGGCGAUACUACCUUGGACGCUAUGGUCAUGGAUGGUUCUAACAUGGAUGUGGGCGCCGUGGCUGGUUUGAUAGGCAUUAAGGACGCCAUACGUGUGGCCAGGUUUGUGCUGGAGCGCACAUCGCACACUAUGCUCGUGGGACAAGGUGCCACAAAUUUCGCUGUGGCUAUGGGAUUCCGCACUGACUCACUGGUGACGCCCGAGUCGAGAGCUAUGUGGCAGGAGUGGAAGGCUGAGAAUUGCCAACCAAAUUUCUGGCAUAACGUUAAUCCCGAUCCUAAGCUUUCUUGUGGUCCCUACGUUCCCAAGGCAACACCUCUAACGCGCUGGAAGGAGGAUCGCGCUCGCACCGAGUACAAGAUGGGGCAACAGCAUCACGAUACCAUCGGCAUGAUUGCCAUUGAUGUGGACCACCAUAUACACACGGGUACCUCUACAAAUGGAGCUCGAAACAAGAUACCCGGCCGCGUUGGCGACUCACCCAUUGCCGGUGCCGGCAGUUAUGCGGAUAACGAAGUUGGCGCCGCCGUAGCCACCGGCGAUGGGGACAUUAUGAUGCGUUUUCUGCCCUCGCUGCUGGCCGUGGAGGCCAUGCGGGCGGGCAAGACACCGGAGGCGGCCGUCGAUGUGGCUAUAAGACGUAUUAUAAACUAUCAUAAGGAUUUUUCUGGCGCUGUCAUCGCUGUGAAUCGUCUGGGAAAUUAUGCAGCUGCCUGUUACGGCAUGCCGGAGUUUCCAUUUGUUGUUAGCAGCCCGGCGCAAGCUGUGCUUGUGAAGACAGUUAAAUGUUUGCCGUCUGAGACAGUUGUAAAUGUGGUAGGAUUGUAAGAUUUGGUUUAUAUUUGCGUAAAUAUAAACAAUAAAUGUAA
Messenger RNA from Drosophila virilis, 1477 nucleotides. Its product is annotated as putative N(4)-(beta-N-acetylglucosaminyl)-L-asparaginase GD10667. Gene Ontology annotation, molecular function: beta-aspartyl-peptidase activity; asparaginase activity; N4-(beta-N-acetylglucosaminyl)-L-asparaginase activity. Gene Ontology annotation, cellular component: lysosome; cytoplasm. Gene Ontology annotation, biological process: protein deglycosylation. NCBI's taxonomy places the organism in Eukaryota, Metazoa, Arthropoda, Insecta, Diptera, Drosophilidae. The record is from RefSeq and is a predicted model, not a curated record.